Molecule: messenger RNA, 1093 nt
Organism: Penaeus vannamei (Pacific white shrimp)
Lineage: Eukaryota; Metazoa; Arthropoda; Malacostraca; Decapoda; Penaeidae
Product: ficolin-2
Source: RefSeq, a predicted model, not a curated record
CAAGCAGGGUGUGAGGGAAAGUUGUGUCGCUGCCGUUUGGGUUAAAGAAAAGGUUUAAUAUGAGAGUUACUCGCCCGCAUGCCGGUGUCUUGGCAGUGGUACUCAUAGUUGCACUACCCUUCGUAGCUUCCAAUAACACGAACACCUCCGCAAGUGCGGGCGGAGAAGGCUCGGUGACCGUGUCAGUCAGGAAAGAAGGGGAGGUCACGGGCCUUCUGCUCUUCUUUGGGGAAGGUCAAGAGGUCACGAUCAACGGAGAACAACCUGAGACAAAAUGCAUCAGGAUUAGUAACCAGAGGGAGAUCGAGGUCCGCGUCAUACAGGACGGGGUUCCUCAAGGGGAGAGCAAGAGCCCCCAAGGUCGACGAGGCGCGGCCGGGGGGAAGCGAGAGGUCAUCGCGCAGAUGGAGCUCAAGAACUGCCUGGAGGUGCAGAAUCUGGGCCACAACAAGAGCGGCGUGUACACCAUCUCGCCGUACGAGCUGUGUCCCGAGCACCAGGUGGACGUCUUCUGCGACAUGGACACCGACGGCGGGGGCUGGACCGUCAUCCAGAACCGAGACCUGUCGCAGGGGGACUUCUUCCGUCCGUGGGUGGACUACGUCAACGGCUUCGGAGACCUGUCGCACGACUUCUGGCUCGGGAUCAAGCACAUCCACGCCCUCACGAGCCAGUCCCCCUACGAGGUGCGCUUGGACAUGACCGACUUCGACAACAUCUCCCGGUUCGCGACCUACGACGGCUUCUCCCUCAGCGACGAGGCUCACCGCUACGAGAUCAGCUUCGGCGAGUACUCGGGGGGCACCGACCCCGCGCCGGACGUCGAAAACUGCGCGAUUUUGUGGGAGAGCGUGUGGUGGUUCAAGAGCUGCUACACGGCGCACAUAGAGGACGAAGAGCAGGAGGGACCCAACAGCAAGUGGCUGGAGGUCAUGUGGGGCUACUGGCGAGGCUACAACUACCCCCCGAAAAAGAGCGAGAUAAAGAUCAGGCCCAAAGCAUAGACAUCGGUUGGGAAUACAGCGCUGAGCAGUAGGCGUACCUGAGUGAGAGGAUGCGAUAAGUGUUGUCAAAGAAAGAAGGUUAUGGGCUA